AUGUCAAGGCGUUCUCAGUUUAAAGCUGGCCUCAUGGCAGCCGUUGAUGUAAAUAAAAAGGGGAACCCGAAACCACCCAUCACUGUGCCUCGUCUCCAGAACCGUUCUGCUCCUCAGGAACAUGGAUCAAACCGGGCUCCAGAAGCAAACCCCGGUUCAACUUCAAAUUUAGACCGAGCUCCAACAGAAAUCACACCACCUGCAAGUGCAAAUGUCAAUCCGACUGCAAGUCUAGUGCCAUUAAAGCGCCAGCCAGCUUCAACGCCCAUCACACCAGCUUCGAGUCCCUGUCUGACUUUUAUGGUUGAGCGAGACACAAAUUUUCUUGAAACUUUGUUCAGCAGCUUGAACGAGACCACAGGUGCCGCCACUGCUGUUCAGGCAGGAGGUGUAAGCCACACUGAUCAGAGCCAUACACCAGCAAAAGAACUUGCUGCUUUAGUUCCUUUGGAUUUGUUUGAUGCGGAGUCCCCAGAAGGAGCAUCCCUUUCUUUGCAAAAGCAAGAUGAAAAUGAAACAGGAGCAGGUACAGAGAGUGCAAAUGCAAAAAGGAACUUGCUGAGUGCAUUUGACUACAUUGGCACACCUGAGCAACCGCUGGACAUUUUGACUACCCCCAUUAAUGUGGAAGACCUCAACUCCAUUGCAGAAGAAUUCCAGAUUGUAGCAUCAUAUUCUAAUGAAGAAGGAGAGGAUGAAGGAACUAUGGAUUUCAAUCACGAUGAAUCAAUUUUGUUAGAAGAAGAUAUUGCAAAGACACUGCAAAGCCAGUGGUCCUGCUAUUCCAACAACUCCCACAACACCAAGGACUUCUUCUGUGGAGAAUCCCACAACGCCAAGGACUUCUUCUGUGCGGACUCCCACAACACCAAGGACUACUUCUGUGCGGACUCCCACAGCAACACCUGUUGUGCAGCAGAUGUCUUGUGA
This is a messenger RNA of Thrips palmi, 930 nucleotides long. RefSeq lists its product as uncharacterized. Bases 1 to 930 code for a protein of 309 amino acids. Lineage: Eukaryota; Metazoa; Arthropoda; Insecta; Thysanoptera; Thripidae. The record is from RefSeq and is a predicted model, not a curated record. The transcript is spliced from 7 exons.